AUGCGGGUCGCUAAGAAUAGGAUAAACCUGGAGGACAUGGGCAUUACCGACGUCCGGCCCAGAAGAGCCCGCACAGGGGCUUUCGUACUCGAGAUUCCGGGCGGGGCAGUAGGCACUGCGAAAGCAGAUGUCUUAGCGACCAGGCUGCGUAGGGAGCUGGCCGAUAAGAAAGAUGUCCUCAUCUCCAGGCCCAUGAAGAUGGCGGAGAUGAGGAUAAAGGACCUGGAGGAUUCUGUCACCCUGGCCGAACUGGCCACCCAUGUGGCCACGGUCGGAGGGUGCAAUCCCGUCGAUAUCAGGAUGGGGGAGAUUAGGAGACCGCCCAAGGGAUUGGGCACGGUCUGA
Molecule: messenger RNA, 345 nt
Organism: Trachymyrmex cornetzi
Lineage: Eukaryota; Metazoa; Arthropoda; Insecta; Hymenoptera; Formicidae
Exons: 1
Coding region: 1-345 (114 amino acids)
Source: RefSeq, a predicted model, not a curated record